Argiope bruennichi is the source of this 3971-nucleotide messenger RNA. Its product is annotated as limulus clotting factor C-like. NCBI's taxonomy places the organism in Eukaryota, Metazoa, Arthropoda, Arachnida, Araneae, Araneidae. Gene Ontology annotation, cellular component: extracellular region. The transcript is spliced from 21 exons. Gene Ontology annotation, molecular function: serine-type endopeptidase activity. Gene Ontology annotation, biological process: complement activation; proteolysis. The record is from RefSeq and is a predicted model, not a curated record. Bases 51 to 3674 code for a protein of 1207 amino acids.
UCCCAUCGAGAACUUCAUAAACAUCAAUCGAUCUGUUUUCAGUGAAGAUUAUGUCAAUUGCAGCUUUCUACUCUGGGAUCAUUAUGACAACUAUUCUUGUUGUAGCAUUUUCAACUUCUUGUCCACGAACUAUAACAUGUCCGUGCGGUUCCAGUAAUAUAAAUUACACGCAUUGCUUAAAUGAUGUGGUGGAUAAAAAAUACACAUGUGAAACGUGGGCACAUUGUCAGACGUGCAGACCUAACACAACUCAUUGUAUUACCUGCCCUCCAAAACACUCUGGACCAAACUGUACAGAAGUGGCAAUUAUUCGUAGGAAGAGAGAAAUUUCAUAUGGCUCAUGUCCACAUUUGAGAAGUCCAACUUUAGGUUCCAGUACCUGUUUUCAGAAAGGUAACUAUAGAUCUUGCACAGGAACUUGUUUACCAGGCUAUCAUUUUCAAGGAGAAAAAGAUACUACAUCAAUUAAAUUAGAAUGUUAUGGUAAUACCUGGAAACCUCGCCGAAAUUUUCCUCCAUGCAAAUCUGGAGGUUACUGCGCAUUGGUAAUGAAAGGAGCUGGUUUCUACAACUGCACCACUACUGUCGAUGGAACACAUUGUGACAUCACGUGUGGCAGCAGGAAGGCAGGUCGGUAUCAUUGUUACCCAGGAAGAGCGUGGAAUCCACGACUUCCCUCAUGCGCUGUUCCGAAAAAUACUGAUAAAAUAGACAUUUUGACUUCUUGCCAUUGUCAGAAUGGAGGUACUUGUCUUGCAGGGGGUAGCUGUGCUUGUCCAUCUGGAACAACAGGCUCGUUCUGCGAAAUUGAAAGCGAAAGUACUGGAAGAGACUGCAAUUUACGAAUAACUGGAGCCGGUGCCUAUAACUGUACCAUUAGUACAGUUGGAACGGCUUGUGAUAUUACUUGUGAUAAUGUGUCUCAGGGAAGGUAUCAUUGUCGCUCAGGAACAGAUUGGAGACCACAGCUUCCGUAUUGCACAUCUCCAAAAGAAUCUAGAAAAACUAGACAAACAUAUUGUAGCUGUGAGAAUGGAGGAAACUGCGAUAGAAGAGGAAGAUGUAUUUGUUCUUCUGGAUUUACAGGUCCACGUUGUGAAAAUAGUCCAACUGGGAUUUGUUCUGAUCCUGGUUCUAUCCAAUUUGGUUACCGUCGCUUGAGAAAUGGUAUUCCGUCCAAUUCAUCUCGGUCUUACAGUAUUGGGCAAACAUUCCAGUAUUACUGUAAUAAAAAUUAUGAAAUGCAAGGGAAUAAUGUGCUCAUUUGUUUGAGUUCAGGAAAGUGGUCCAGCGACAAACCUUCAUGCCAGCCGACAAAGAAAGAUUCUGCAACAUAUUGUUCCGAUCCAGGCGAGAUACCCUUUGGAUUUUAUCGCAACAGCGAUGGAAGCUCAUCCCAAUCUCAGCCAUACAUUGUAGGACAAUAUGUGAAUUAUUAUUGCCGUCCAGGUUAUGAUCUCGUUGGACGCAGUUUAGUCACUUGCAGACGCUCAGGUGAUUGGUCAAACAAACCUGUAUGUAGAAAGGCACCACAGCCUCUGAUGGCUCCAGGUCCAGCUGGAAUUUGUCCUGACCCUGGUUCUAUCUUAACUGGUUACCGUCGUUUGAGAAAUGGCACUCCCUCCAAAUCCACUCGGACUUACAGUAUCGGACAAUCUUUCCAGUAUUUUUGUAAUCAAGGUUUCAAAUUACAAGGAAAUAAUGUGAUCACUUGUACGACUUCUGGACAAUGGUCCAGCAAAUUACCAAGAUGCCUAAAAACAACAACAGAAGCCCCGAUUCCUUGUACAUAUCCUGAACAGGCUUCUAACAGCAGACCUACUACACCCAUCAGGGUAGAUCAGAUCUUCCCUCCAAGAACAGAAUUAACAUAUGCUUGCUACGAUGGGUACAAAACUAGUGAUCCAUUAAUUAUUUAUUGUUUGAAUUCUGGACUCUGGAGUUCACCUCCUCCUACUUGCAAUAGAAUUGAAACUCCAAUAAGCGUAUCUGGUACUUAUUGUGUAUUGCCCAAGGCAGAUAUGACUGGCAUGACCGUCAUUCCCUCCCUUGAUAUGAGCGACAGGGGACAAAUGUUUCUGCCAGGUACAGAAUUGAAAUUUGAUUGUGAAGAAGGCUACGAACUACAAGGCGAAAAUUGGAUAAUUCACUGCAAACUAGAUGGGGAAUGGACAUUCGAACCACCAACUUGCAGACGACUUGCAGUUUAUUGUCCUUAUCCUGGAGUAGACAAAAAUGGUAUUAUCGAAGACGAUAGCGCAGCGGUUAUUGUAGGACAAGCACAAGUAUAUGUUCCUGGUGCAGAAUUGAGAUACCGAUGCAUAGAUGGUUAUGUAGUUGAGGGAGUGAGCAGUCUUGUUUGUACUCUGGAAGGGGAAUGGUCAGACGAUCCUCCCACAUGCGUAGAACGUGCAACUGCAGCCCCUGUGUCGGUUGUGGCUCGCAAGGUAUGCCCUUAUCCUAUCGUAGAUCGCAAUGGUGCCAUAGAAUAUUUGUAUACAGAUGGUCCUAUAGAAAGAGGGCAAGUAUUCGAAGUUGGAACUGCAGUGAAAUUUACAUGCAGUAGUGGUUAUGAAAUGACUGGCUAUAAUCUCUCUUUUUGCCUCAGAAAUGGAAGAUGGAGCUCUGUUUCACCGAUUUGCACAAGUAUAUCACCAACAUCUGGAAUACUGUGCAAAGAUCCAGGCUCUAUUCAAAAUGGCGGAGUAAUAGUGUACUACAACAAUCCCAAUGUUCGCCGUAUGCCUACUCCAGAACGUUACAAUGCUAUGGAAUAUCCGGUUGGUACUCGACUCAGUUAUGAUUGCAGUAAUGGGUAUCGUUUGGAAGGAGAAAAAAUUUUAGAUUGUAAAUCCACUGGAAGAUGGUCUGGAGGAAAGCCAAUAUGUGUUGAAGAUUGUGGACGUUCUACCCUGCGAGCGGGAGGCAAAGUCACUUAUGGUACAAAUACGACAGCUGGUGAAUUUCCUUGGAUUGUUUUUCUUUUUAUGAAUGAAACGAGGCAAACGUGUGGGGGAGUUUUGCUGGACCGCAGGACUGUUCUUUCUGCAGCACAUUGUUUUGUGAAUGCUGAAUUCUGUACAAUAUAUUUUGGCAAAUACAACAAAAGUGACGAAAAAGAUGACAAACAUGUAUUAACGACAAGGAGCUCUGAAAUAAUUGUGCAUCCAGAAUUCAACCCUGCCACGUUUAAUAACGACAUUGCCAUCGUAAAAUUUUCUCCGGAUGUUCCAUUUUCACCUAGAAUUCAACCUAUCUGUAUGCCUUCACCCGCCACAACUGCUAUAAAUAUUAUUCCAGGAAGAAAUGGCACAGUAAGCGGAUGGGGAUUGAAUGAGAAACGAGUCGAAUCCCCUCGACUGAUGAUGGCAAAUCUACCUGUCCAAGCCUCCGAAACCUGUGUGGCGGCUUACCGAAAAAGAAAUCAAAUAAUAGCAGUCACACAAGGGAUGUUCUGUGCUGGUUACCCUAACGACAGAAUCAAUGCCUGCGAAGGUGACAGUGGAUCACCCUUGGUCUUUUACAACAACAGAACGCAACGUUUUGUUGUGGAAGGGCUGGUCAGUCAUGGAAUGAGUGGAAGAUGUGAGCUGCCAGAAAAAUAUACAAUGUUUACGAAAGUCUCGAACUACUUGCAAUGGAUAUACCAAAAUUGGAAAACAGGAAAUAGGUAGAAUCCCCCCAAUAUUGUUUAUCGUGCUGAAUAAGAAAUGAUGGUUUGUUCCUAAAUUUUAAUGAACACACUAUCAAGUGCAUGAAUGAUCAAAUGAAUGAGCAAAUCUCGCGUUUUACAAUGAUAAUUCCUGUGUUAAUCAUUAUUUGAAAUAUUCACCUUUAAAAUUUUUACUUUACAUGAAUCAGAUGUUUCAAUAUGAAAUAUGAAACGUCCAUUUUCAUAUUAAUGAAAUGAAUUCAUUUAGUAAAAUAGCGAUAUCAAUACAAAUUGUAGAAACAAUUAAUAAAAAUGGAAA